Colossoma macropomum (tambaqui) is the source of this 2436-nucleotide messenger RNA. RefSeq names its product sialoadhesin-like. NCBI's taxonomy places the organism in Eukaryota, Metazoa, Chordata, Actinopteri, Characiformes, Serrasalmidae. The record is from RefSeq and is a predicted model, not a curated record. The coding region runs from base 1 to 2436 and encodes 811 amino acids. Gene Ontology annotation, molecular function: transmembrane signaling receptor activity. Gene Ontology annotation, biological process: cell surface receptor signaling pathway. The transcript has 13 exons.
AUGCGUCAGGUGGAUGCUGGACCCACCAGUGACUCGCUGGACACACCUGCAACUCCUCACAUGUCAGGCAUUGGUGGUACUUGUGUAAAAGUCAGACCUACAAUCACCUCAAACCAUGAAGGAGCUGUACUGACAGGAAACACAGUGACUCUGUACUGUAAACUCCCUCAGUCUGCUGGAUGGACGUUUUAUUGGUCCAAACACACACAGAACUCUGAGAAGGAGACCAUCACCAACGUCUACACCAUCAGCUCAGUUAGUCUCUCUGAUGGAGGUCAGUACUGGUGCAGAGCUGGCAGAGGAAACCCAGUCUACUACACACACUACAGUGAUGCACUCUGGGUAAACGUUACUGACAGCACUAAAGCUGUGGUGUCCAUAAAGCCUGAUAAACAGGUGUUUAAAGGAGAGGCGGUCACUCUGAGAUGUGACAUACAGGCAGGAGGAGACACUGAGUGGACUUACAGCUGGUAUAAAGAUGACCGUUUGUCCUCAAACAGAAGAACACAGGAGUUCACAAUCAGCUCUGUUACAGAGUCUAACGGUGGUAAAUACACCUGCAGAGGAGAAAGAAAACAUGACUCUCAGAGCUCAGAGAUCAGUGAUGCUGUUACACUGACUGUGUCUGAACAACCUAAACUGAGUGUGGAGUCUCAGAGCACAGUCUACACUGGAGACAGAGUUACUCUGAGCUGUGAGCCGCCAGAGAGUACUGGAUGGGAGAUUCACUGGAGGAAAAACAAUCAGUAUAUAAAACAUUUAGAACUUCUGAAAACAAUCAGUGUUACAGAGUCUGAUCCAGGAGAAGCAGAGUACCAGUGUGUAGUGACGAAAGACUUACACACUACAUUAUACAGUGAUACAGUCAAGAUUACAUAUGAAUGGUAUAAGAAUAAUAAUCUUCUCAGAGAUGCUCAAAGGAAGAAAUAUGAAAUCUCUAAUGUUGAUCAGUCUCAUGCAGGUUUUUUUACCUGUAAGGGAACACAGUCAACAGGCCGAAUAUACACACACACCAGUGAAGCUGUUACAUUGACUGUAUCAGACAGCACUAAAGCUGUGGCGUCCAUAAAGCCUGAUAAACAGGUGUUUAAAGGAGAGGCGGUCACCCUGAGAUGUGACACACAGGCAGGAGGAGACACUGAGUGGACUUACAGCUGGUAUAAUGAUGACCGUUUGUCCUCAAACAGAAGAACACAGGAGUUCACAAUCAGCUCUGUUACAGAGUCUAACGGUGGUAAAUACACCUGCAGAGGAGAAAGAAAACAUGACUCUCAGAGCUCAGAGAUCAGUGAUGCUGUUACACUGACUGUGUCUGAUGUAGCUCAGGCAGUAUUGAGUGUGUCUCCACAGAGCUGGCUGACUGAAGGAGACUCAGUGACUCUAAGCUGUGAGGUUACAGGCUCCUCUACAGGCUGGACAUUCAGCUGGUACAGAGCUGUUCUCUACAGACAAGGCUUACAACAAAUAAGAGACAUUCAUGGCAAAGUUCUGUAUCAUGUAGAGCUCCUGUCAGACAGCAGAAGAGAAGCUGGAGACUCCUACACUCUCAGUCCUGCUGCUCUAAAUCACACAGGAGUUUAUGUGUGCAGAGCAGAGAGAGGAGAACCAGCCUAUCAGACACAGUACAGCACUCCACAGGCACUAUGGAUCACUGGUUCAUCUCCUCCAGUCUCUCUGAUCAUCAGUCCCAGCAGAACUCAACACUUUAGUGCUGGCUCUCUCUCACUGAGCUGUGAGGGACAGAGUGACUCUACUGGAUGGAGAGUGAGACGAUACACACACAGUGGGGAGGUGUCAGAUUGUUCAUCAGUCACAGGAUCUACAUGCAAAAUCAGCUCCCUCUACACAUCCCUCACUGGAGUUUACUGGUGUCAGUCUGAAUCUGGAGGAGGAAGUGAUCCUCUCAACAUCACAGUGCACAAUGGUGAUGUGAUUCUGGACAGUCCUGUCCAUCCUGUGACUGAGGGAGAUUCUCUGACUCUCCGUUGUUUAUAUCGAUCCACAAAGUCCUCAAACCUCACAGCUGAUUUCUAUAAAGAUGGAUCACUGCUCCAGACCCAGACUACAGGAGAGAUGAUCAUCCGUACUGUCUCAAAGUCAGAUGAAGGUCUCUACCACUGUAAACACCCAGAGAAAGGAGAGUCACCCACGAGCUGGCUCUCAGUCAGAGCUUCAAGUUCUGGAUCUGGAUCUACAAUGGUAGGAGUGGCAGUGGGACUGAGUCUAACCUUGCUCCUCAUUAUAAUACUGGGCCUGAUUUGCUGUUGCAAGAAGAACAAAGAUGAUUCUGCAGCUCAGCCCAGUGAUGUAACUUACGCUCAGAUUGAGACUACAAACAACUACAAAGGAAACAAUGAAGCAGUGAGGAGACCAAAUGGUGUGACUUAUUCCCAAAUUCAGAUGAAAAACUUGAGACACCACAGAGAAGGUCUAUGA